Messenger RNA from Symbiodinium necroappetens, 302 nucleotides. The record is from the annotation of a GenBank genome assembly. Lineage: Eukaryota; Dinophyceae; Suessiales; Symbiodiniaceae.
GAGCUUUGCGCUCAGCUCGCCAAGCGCAGCACUGGACUGGAGCCUCCGGGAGGCUCUCUCGCGGAGGGCCCACGCAAGCCCAUGACGCAGGAGCCACUGAGGGCUUCAGCCUCGAGGAGAAUGACCUCGGACAGUGUCAGCGACUCUUCGGAGUUCACUACCCUGCCUCACGGACGGCCGCCCAAGGGAUCAGAGCGGCGACGGGCUCUGCAGCAUGCCGCACAGGUGCUGCUACGGUGCGCCCCUCGAGCUUCUCUGUAAGGUCAGAGAUGCAAAUCAUGUUGUCGCAUGUGCGCAAUUGA